AUGGGUCAACAUCAAUCCAAGGCGCCUUGUCAUGCGCCUUUUCCCGAUGUACCACGUCCUUAUCCCAUCGCAGCAUCGGGCUGGCUCAAAGCUUCCCGUCGUCGAAAGGCUGGUCCUAGCACAGACACCAUUUCGCUGCCUCACCAUCACUUUAUCCCUCACCAGCAACGUCAGCGAUCGGCCGGUCCCAUUCGCACUCGACCCGAACCUUCAGAGUAUGCCCUUAGACCAUCGUUACCACCAUCUUUCAUCACUGCAUCCCCAUCACAUGACCUUGAUUACUCUCCAUCAAAACGAGAGGAGGAAUUAGCAACCACAAAAAUGCACCCUACAGAUUCUGGGACAGAGACAGAUGACUCCAAGACAGUCAGGCGCAUCUCUGCACACCGAAUCAGUGCUUCCCCACGACAGCCACCCCUUCCCGAAGAAAGCGAAGUCCGUAAAGACCAUCUCGUGAGCGACACAGCUGCCUCCCUUUUGCCAAACACCGAGUUGCUCUCUGCUCCUGCUCCAUCCCCAGAUAGCGAUCCAACGCUGUCUUACGCUCACCGGAUCGGUCUCAUUGAUCACCCAGACACAACUAGCUUGACUGUGCCUGCCGGAGUUGCUUAUUUCUCUGAUUCAACAGCACGACAUGCUUCGAAUGGCUCCGGGGAGCAGGCCAACAACGUUGUUGCUUCCACUCAUUCGAACAUGCUGCGCGCCAGCCAUGGCGGUUACGAACCUUCCUCUCAUUCGAUGCGUAGCACGAGCGAGAGGGGACGAAACAGGCGAGAUCAUCAUCUCAAGGCACGCGGUAGCCCCAUGAAUGCUAUUUCAAGCUCCUCAGGUCGUCCUCGAGCUCUGAUUGACAAGUUACUUGGCGUCAAAGGAAGCGCACCGGAGGCUUCUCCCGCCGAGACCAGCUCUAUCACUGUCCAGGCACAGCCAACAGAAGCUGCUUCAAACACAGCAAGCGUGCGGACGCGCCUCAGAAGUGCUUCUCAAAAGCCGAGUCCUGACAGAACCAUCAAACGAGCAAGCGCGCCUUUGUCAUUUCGACAACCAUCAUUCUCGCAACUGCAGUCAAUGAAGCAGCCCGUAGAAUCGUCAAUGGUCAGUCAGCAUUCACCCAAGUCUUCGCCACCAUCCGAAAGACAGAACCGAGGCUUAUCCCAAGCCGGUUCUGAGGCCUCUUUGGUCGUAGUCGGCGAAAGACGCUCAUCUCUUCCUCAAGCACCUGAUCACGCAAGACAGUUAGACGGUGUAUUCUCACCGAACGACACUUGCUCAACGCGUCCGUCCAGUACGAGGGCAGUCAACUAUCAGCGCAGCGUCAGGUCAACCAAAAGCUUGACGAGCUCUAACGCCAGUCUGCGUGCUCGCUACAGUGCCGCUCGUUUGUCAGGCAGCGGUCUAAGCCAGACCAGAGCCGAUCUCAGCACACGGUACCUGUCUUCGCCUUGGUGGAGGUCGGUUUCUCUCAAGCGCAAAGGCUCCCAGGGGCUCGGAGCAGGUCAUCAGGCUACAAAGCACGGUCGUUCGGCUGCAAGUAUCGCACAAUACCACGCUUCAGAGUCAGCAUGGGUAGAUGCGCUGCCCGAACCGAUACGGCACAAGCUCGAGAAUGAAAACUCUGCAAUCAGCCAAGACUCCACUGAAGUCUCUACUGCGUUUACUGAAGCGAGCAAGGCCAAACAGCAAGGAGGGCUCUGGAACUGGCCUCAAAGACCUUCGACCGCCCGCAUGUUGAGGUUUGGCCUCUCCCGAACCCAGUCCGGUCGCCAGCCACGUGUUGAGAUCGAACACGUUCCGCCUAACAACGUCGCAAGAGUCGAGUCACGUGUCUUUCCUUGUUCGCAAGUCAACGUCGUGGGCAUGGCGAACGACACGGCUUUGACCCCUCUGCGACGUGAUGUCAGCGGUCCCAGCACGGAAAAUUCGAGGCAGUCUUCCUUCUCUUCUUUGGCACCACCUAUUCAUCCGUCUCCGCUUCCACCCCUCCGUCGACCGCGUCGCGCUCAUCAACAGGCACAAGCCACAUUCAGGCAAGACAGAUCCGGCUCGGAAGACUCGAGCUUAACGUUGAAUCCGACUGACGUGAACAACGCCUCCAGCUCACGUUAUCUCCACCCAACACCGGCCUUGAUCGAGUCUCAUCCAUCACACAGCUCAGCGGCAGGAUCGGCCAUCCCUGAGACGGUAGCUAGUACGGCCACAUCGUCGACAGCAGCACAAGCCUCCACUGCAGCUACGAGUGUGAUCACCGUGUCGGCAGUCAUGGUACCGAGCAGCAGCACAGCUGUGACAAAGUCACCGCUUCGAAGCCCAGCAGCCAAGCGACAUGCAGGGCCCUUUACCCUAUCACCUGAACCAACCACGUAUCGACGCUUGUCAGAAGAUUCGGACGCGGGCACAAGAGAGAUCCUGCUCUCAGAUCGUGAAUCAGUGGCUGCACCUACAGCUGGUUCUGAUACCUCUGCACGUGCUUCAGUCGACGAACUAAAUCCAAACAUCCAAAGCUUCUAUCCUGCAGGUGCUUUUCUCACAGGCUCAAUCAAGCCUUCCGUGGCCGCUGGCGCUGCCGCUGCAUCCCCUCUUUCUGGCAUGACGGAGCAAGAGACCGCGCCUCUUCCGCUACGCCGUGUCGGAGCUUUGCCUGACAUGCCGGCACCUCUUUCCUCCUCAGGUCACGUUCUCAGUUUUGACACAGUAGAGAACGUGCACGGACAGCAUGACAGCGAGCCUAGCCGAUCCUUCCGUUCUGCUCGCUCAUACAGGUCGACGAGUGACGGAAGUAUCCUGCCCAGUCGUCCAUUGCCUGCCGUGCCUGGUCGGAGUCGCGGUUUUUCGCUUGAACCUGUGAUCAGUCACCGAGACGCAAGCUUUGCGACACAAUCGUUUGCCAAUGACAUUCUUCAGCGCCCGAAAGCUCAAGAGAUCGAUGGCUUGCCGCCACGGGGCACGCAGCCUCCGUUCAUGCUCAUGGGUAUGGUUGCUGCUGCAACAUCGCCAACACAGCCAACGCAGCCAACGCACAGCAGCCCUGAUCAAAACUCUGUUGGCAGAGGUCACGCUCACUGUGCACGUCGUCCUUCACGGUCUAGCACAGGCUCACGAACAUCUCCCUUGAUGGGUCCACGUCCUUUGCCGUCAAUCCAAAGCAGGAGUACAAACGCACCUGCUGAGCAGACGCAGGCUUUGCUCAAUCGUUCGUCUCCCCUCCCGCAAUCUCUGGCCGUCAAAAGUGAUGCCCAAGAAGGCCAACCACUAUCUUCGUCAGCAUUCCACGAAAGCACUCACAACAAAAAUGCAAGGUCGACGCAUUCACUAAUGGGACGGGGCUGCAGCUGGAACUCUGCCGAGGAGCAAUGGUCCACAACUGUCAUGGCACCCAGCUCGACGCUUAGCGCGGUUCGAGGCACGAAUUGUCCUGAGAAGAGGAGCAGCGAAGAACAAGUACAUCAAGACAUUCCGGCAACACCGGUUGAGACCAUUGGAUAUCCUCGUCUCAACGCAGAGUCUGGAACUGUCAACGAUGAUCAGGAUGCCGAGCUUGCGCGACUCGAGAAAUCACGAUCGCGGAGCAGAACGCUACCGCGAAAUCACUCAUCUGACAACAUAGAACUUCCAGACAGCACCGAGAGGGCACCGUAUGCCGAUACGGGCGUUCAGGCAAGCCUUGCUGCCCUUCGUGCUCGCGAAUCGCCAGGCGAGAGUCUCAGGACUAUUCUCGCCCGCCAACGCAUCCUCGGCGAGCCGGAAGGAGCAAUGAUUGAAUUCCUACGUGAAUCUCAUAUCUUAGAUUCCGAAACUUGUCUAGACGAUCAGGAGGUGCGAGCAGCAAGUGGGCCUCGCAGGAGAAGACGCGCUGCUCCAUAUCCGAGCAGAAGCGAUUCUCGCUACUCGUCGGAUGAGCUUUCAUCAAGCGGCCGAAGCUUGUCUCAUCUUCGAGUAGAAGCAGCACGAAGACGACGACAGAGAAACGACACCAGUAUGGCAGAACCCCCGGGCUCUUGGUUGCCCGAGCUGAGUGGGCGCGGCUCCGAGUCUUCAAACACGGUGCUUGCUGCCAUCCGUCUCGCUCGUUCCAUCAUCGAGAAUGCCGCGAUCAAUGCAGAUGCUGCGCUUAGCCCGAGCCUUCGCGAGUUUCGCGGCAGUCGACUUAACGUGGAUGCAAACGUAUCAAAUCAGACUCAAAAAGCGAACGCUUCAUUGCCUCCUGACGUAUCGCCGGAUCUGAGCCGUGGGGGGCAUGAUGUACACCCAAAGCGUCCCAGCCACCAGCGGUACGUCACAGCCCUCUCGCACACCGAUCUGACGGCUCCAUCAGAGGAACGACACGCUCAGGAUUCAGAUCGAGUCGCGGUGCUGGGUACAUCUGAAACUCCAAAGACGGACAAAUACAAGUCGAUGAGUUUUCACGACAAUACAGCCUCACCAGUGUCGAUCGAGAAUCCUGUGGUACGCUCGAAUGAUCAGUGCUUCGCAGCCGGGCUCCUUUCGCCGCCCAUACCAACGGUAACACGGACCGUGUUGCCUUCCUUGAAGGCGCAUUCCACCGACCGCUCUGGCUCUAUGCAGCUCGAACCUGCCAGAUUUGCCGCUCGAAACAGCAGCUUGGAUAUUUCGCACACUCUCACAGCGAUAACGCCAUCAUGCGAACAAGAUGAUCGAAUGACGCGACGCAUGCUCGCACACCAGCAACAUCAACGAUCCCGAAGUGACGUGCAGUCAUCUGGUGCACGCAGCAGCAGGUUCACGUCAUACCAGCCAGAAAAGAGCCGUUACGACGCCCAAAUUGAAGAGCUGUUGCUGCUUCGCGAAAAGGUGCUGCAGCUGGAGAGUUCAAUGACACAGACAAGCCGGCCCAGCUUUAAUGCUGGCUUUAAAGGCCCUAGUGGCCCUAUGUCUACUCGAGCAGGUCGAUCUUUCAUCACGGAAGGUUCAGCGAGACCUGGCACGAGCUUCGUAUCGUCGAACAGAAUUUCGAGACCGUCAAAGCUGGGUUAUACAAUGCCAGACAUUAUGGCAUGGCAGGCUGGUCUUGGAAGCACCGCGAACGACACUUCUCCGAAUCCAUAG
This is a messenger RNA of Mycosarcoma maydis (corn smut), 5064 nucleotides long. RefSeq lists its product as uncharacterized. The coding region runs from base 1 to 5064 and encodes 1687 amino acids. The transcript has a single exon. The record is from RefSeq and is a predicted model, not a curated record. Lineage: Eukaryota; Fungi; Basidiomycota; Ustilaginomycetes; Ustilaginales.